AUGCACCCAUCCGAUGUGGAGAAAACAGCUUUUAGGACACACGAAGGACAUUAUGAUUUUCUUGUCAUGCCAUUCGGUUUGACCAAUGCUCCAUCAACUUUUCAGAGUUUAAUGAAUGAGGUAUAUAUAUUCCGACCUUUUUUGAGGAAAUUUGUGUUGGUGUUUUUUGAUGAUAUUCUGGUUUAUAGUAAAACUUGGUCAAACCAUUUGCUUCACUUGAACAAAACCUUGUCCAAACUCAGAGACCAUCAGUUUUUUGCUAAAAUGUCCAAGUGUGCUUUUGGCCAAACUCAAGUGGAAUAUUUAGGCCAUGUUAUUAGUGGACAAGGAGUAGCUGCAGAUCCCUCUAAAAUUGAGAGUGUGAUGCUUCCGGAAAAAGGAGUGGGAGCAGUUUUAAUGCAGGAAGGCCAAGCGAUAGCCUUCUUUAGUAAGACUUUGUCUCCUAAAAACUUGGGUCUUUCUACCUACAAGAAAGAAUUGCUGGCAGUGGUUAUGCAAAGGGUAACCACCAUUUUACAACAGAAAUGGUUAUCCAAACUUUUAGGCUUCGACUAUGAGAUAGUGUAUAAAUGUGGGAAGGAAAAUAGGGCUGCUGAUGCUCUUUCCAGAAGGAUGGAAGAGGAGCAAGUGUUCGUUAACGAUUCUGCAAAUGUUUGUGCUUUGUCAGUGGUGGUGUGUGGAUGGCUGAUCCUUGAACACCAUGGAACACCUACUGGGGGCCACUCUAGAGGCGAGAGAACUUAUAGAAGGUUGAAGCCGGGGUUCUAUUGGAAGGGUAUGCAGAAAGAUGUCCUAACCUAUGUCUCUGAAUGUGAUGUUUUCCAACAAAACAAAUAUGAAACAGUAGCCUCUCCUGGCUUAUUGCAGCCCCUACCAGUUCCACACCGACUAUGGAGUGACAUCUCUACGGAUUUCAUUGAAGGGCUGCCUAGUACCUCAAACAAAUCCGUUGUGUUGGUAGUGGUGGAUAGACUCAGUAAAUAUGCCCAUUUUAUCCCACUCCCACAUCCUUACACUGCCACUUCAGUAGCUCUAGCUUUUCUGGAUAAUGUGUUCAAGUUGCAUGGCCUGCCCACUUCAAUUCUUCAAGCCACCCAACUAAGUUUGAGCUCUGCUUAUCACCCUCAAUCUGAUGGGCAAACAGAGAUUGUUAAUAGGUGUAUAGAGGGUUACUUGAGAUGCAUCUCUGUUACUCCCUAUGAAGCUUUAUAUGGUCAAAGCCCACCAAGUCAUAAGUAUUAUACUCCUGGUGGCACAUCAGUGGCUGCUGCUGAUGCUUUACUUCAUGACAGAGAUGCCGCUUUGCGGCUACUCAAGGAGUGUUUAGCUCAAAGUUGGGUGGGGGAAUGA
Molecule: messenger RNA, 1350 nt
Organism: Rhododendron vialii
Lineage: Eukaryota; Viridiplantae; Streptophyta; Magnoliopsida; Ericales; Ericaceae
Exons: 5
Coding region: 1-1350 (449 amino acids)
Molecular function (GO): nucleic acid binding
Source: RefSeq, a predicted model, not a curated record